AUGGGGGACCAGAGGCUGCAGGACUGGCUGAGGUCCCCGGGCAUGGACUCCAAGCCCUCGUACUGUAACAAACCGCCUUCCAAGUACUUCGCGAAGCGCAAGCACAGGCGCCUGAGGUUCCCGCCUGUGGACACCCAGAACUGGGUAUUUGUGACGGAGGGCAUGGACGACUUCCGCUACGGCUGUCCGUCUCCCGAAGAUACGCUUGUUUGUCACCGUGACGAGUUUUUACUCCCCAAAAUAUCUCUCAGAGGUCCCCAAGCUGACCCCAAAAGCAGGAAGAAAAAGCUGUUCAAGAAAGCGGCCCUAUUUUCCAAGCUCUCGCCAGCACAGCCAGCACGGAAGGCGUUCGUAGAGCAAGUGGAAGCCCAGCUAAUGGCCAAGCAUCCCUUGGCCAUGUACUCCAAUCUGGGAGAAGAUAUGCCUCCAGAUCUCCUACUACAGGUACUGAAACCGCUGGACCCUGAGAGGAAGCUGGAGGACGCAGGCUCUUGUGAGGGCCGGGAGAAGACAACCGACGAACCCACGGAGCCUGGUAAAUACCCCUGUGGGGAAUUCUCCCCUCGGCCUCCCGAGACUCGGGUGUCCUGUCUCCGCCCGGAGCCUUCCAAGACUCCGGUGUCCAGUCUCCGCCCGGAGCCUCCAGAGACUGGAGUGUCCCAUCUCCGCCCAGAGCCUCCCAAGACUCAGGUGUCCAGUCUCCACCUGGAGCCUCCCGAGACUGGAGUGUCACAUCUCUACCCGGAGCCUUCUGGGACUGGAGUGUCUCAUCUCUGCCCAGAGCCUCCCAAGACACGCGUAUCUCAUCUCCGCCCAGAGCCUUCUGAGACUGGAGUGUCCCAUCUCCACCCAGAGCCUCCCAAGACUCGGGUGUCCAGUCUCCACCCAGAGCCUCCUGAGACUGGAGUGUCCCAUCUCUGCCCGGAACCUCCAGAGACUCGCGUAUCUCCUCUCCGCCAGGUGCCUCCCGAGGCUGGAGUGUCCCAUCUCUGCCCGGAACCUCCCAAGACUUGCGUACCUCCUCUCCGCCCAGAGACCCCCAAGAAUGGAGUGUCUCCUCUCUUCCCGGAGCCUCCCAAGACUCGCGUAUCUAAUCUCCGCUCGGAGCCUCCCAAGAUUGGAGUGUCUCAUCUCUGCCCGGAGCCUCCCAAGACUCGCGGAUCUCAUCUCGGCCCAGAGCCUUCUGAGACUGGAGUGUCCCAUCUCCGCCCAGAGCCUCCCAAGACUCGGGUGUCCAGUCUCGACCUGGAGCCUCCUGAGACUGGAGUGUCCCAUCUCUGCCCGGAGCCUCCAGAGAAUGACGUAUCUCAUCUCCGCCCAGAGCCUCCCGACACUGGAGUGUCCCAUCUCUGCCCAGAGCCCCCCAAGACACGCGUAUCUCAUCUCCGCCCAGAGCCUUCUGAGAAUGGAGUGUCCCAUCUCCGCCCAGAGCCUUCUGAGAAUGGAGUGUCCCAUCUCCGCCCAGAGCCUCCCAAGAUUCGGGUGUCCAGUCUCCACCGGGAGCCUCCUGGGAGUCGCGUAUCUCAUCUCCGCCUGGAGCCUCCUGAGACUGGAGUGUCCCAUCUCCGCCCAGAGCCUCCCAACACUCAGAUGUACAGUCUCCACCCGGAGCCUCCCGAUACUGGAGUGUCCCAUCUCUGCCCAGAGCCUCCCAAGACUCGGGUGUCCAGUCUCCCCCCGGAGCCUCCCGAGACUGGAGUGUCCCAUCUCUGCCCGGAGCCUCCAGAGACUCGCGUAUCUCAUCUCCGCCCAGAGCCUUCUGAGACUGGAGUGUCCCGUCUCCACCCAGAGCCUCCCAAGACUCGGGUGUCCAGUCUCCACCCGGAGCCUCCCAAGACUCGUCGAGUGUCCAGUCUCCACCCGGAGCCUCCCAAGACUCGUCGAGUGUCCAGUCUCCGCCUGGAGCCUCCCAAGACUCGUCGGGUGUCCAGUCUCUGCCCGGAGCCUACCAAGACCGGAGCGUCCCAUCUAAAAGAACUGUUUCAGGAAGGUACAUCAAGCACAAUGGAGUGUGUUUCUGACUCUCUUCAACGUAGACACACAUCGAGAAAACUCCGUGACUUCAAGUGGGCUGGAGACCUAGGAGUUGAUGAAGAAUCCAUCAGCAGUCUGUUUGACUUUACCCCUGAGUGCAGAGCAACCUAUCAAGACCAAAAGAAUAAGAAGGCAAACGAGUGUUCCUCAGGGCUGAAGUACAGCAUGGAGCUAGACGAAAUGGAUGAGGUCAAAUUCUUCUCACAGGAAAAAGACUUGGACGGGAAAAUCCAGACUGCACCAAAUUCUCAUAACGCACAGCAUGUGAAGAUGGGGUAUGGAGCAUGGUACCUCAAGCCUAAGUUGGGGAAAAAGCUAAGAAGUGAUGAACCUUUGAUUGACCCAAAGCUCGUACUUGAAAAGCCUGAUGAACCCGACAUUCUUGACGGUCUUUAUGGACCAAUCGCCUUUAAGGAUUUCAUUCUAAGCAAGGGCUAUGAAAUGCCUGGCAUCAUUCAAAGGCUGUUUGCCAGGAGGGGAUGGACUUAUGACUCUGUUAAGACUCCUAUUCAACGUGCAAUGCAAGUUUACAAGUACAAAGAAGACGUCACAGAUGCAUCGGAAGAAGAUUAGAUGGUUUUCAAUUUACUACUUAAUUGGGUAUUUCUUGCUCUCAUUUUAAACAUCAGUCAGAAUUUAUGAUGACUGGC
This is a messenger RNA of Gorilla gorilla gorilla (western lowland gorilla), 2684 nucleotides long. RefSeq names its product putative protein FAM47C. The transcript has a single exon. The record is from RefSeq and is a predicted model, not a curated record. Bases 1 to 2607 code for a protein of 868 amino acids. NCBI's taxonomy places the organism in Eukaryota, Metazoa, Chordata, Mammalia, Primates, Hominidae.